Molecule: messenger RNA, 2546 nt
Organism: Octopus sinensis (East Asian common octopus)
Lineage: Eukaryota; Metazoa; Mollusca; Cephalopoda; Octopoda; Octopodidae
Product: glutamic acid-rich protein
Exons: 11
Coding region: 2-1885 (627 amino acids)
Cellular component (GO): nucleus
Molecular function (GO): zinc ion binding; nucleic acid binding
Source: RefSeq, a predicted model, not a curated record
UAUGGGCAAUAUGGGUGGUGGCAUGGGUGGAGGUAUGAAUAUGUCACCCAACAUGAAUAAUAACAUGGGCAUGGGGAAUUACGGGGGUGGGAUGAUGUCUCCGAAUUCUAACAUGGGUAUGGGAAAUAUGAUGGGAUCCGGUGGUGGGAUGAUGAUGCAACAACAACAACAAAACAUGGGGGUGCAACAACAAGCUAUGCGAGAAACUCAGUUAGCUUUGGUCAAUACAUUACUGAAAGGUUCGAUGAUUGGUUCAGGUGGUAGAAGUAGAAAUCUUCCUGAUGGUGGAAUGGGGCUGGGUAUGUUGGGUUCUUCUGGGCCGUUACCUUCAUUGCUGGAUAUCAAAACAAGUGGAAUUAAACGACGUUCUGGAUCUGAUGGUAUGUCAAACAUCGUUAAAAGAAUGAAGAAGGAUUCUGAUCGCUCCUCCAGAGGCAAAGACAGGAUCAUCCGCCCAAAUGACAGGAGAAGGCCACAGGGAAGUACCCCUUCUACUAAAAAACGGGAUCAACUCUACUCUCAAGGUCGUAAAGACCAAUCUUCCAAUAGAAGACAGCGUGAUACUUCAGCUAAGAAAAAGAUGGAAGAUGAUGAUGAAGAAGAGGAUGAGAUGUAUGAUCCUGCCGAGCCAACUGAUGAUGAGAUACAAUCCACUGAACACAGUAAUGGUGGUUUAACAGUAACUGUUGAUGGCAGUAGACGUUCAGUUACUGAAGACACUGCUAAGGACUCUGGUAGUGAUGGUGAGAAAGCUGAUAGUUCUGACAAAAAGUCUCAGUAUUUCUGUCAUGCCUGCAUUGUGGAAUGUUAUAACAACAAGAACUUUAAAAAUCACAUGCGUGGUACCAAACAUCGUUCUCGUAUGGAUGAUCUUGCUAAUUUACAUCAACAAAAGUCUUCACAGUUGUUUGUCCGGUUGAAAGCAGAAGAACAUUUGCGAAAUAUUGAAAAAAGAGGUGGUGAUCUUUUAAAGAAACAUUAUUGCAGUGUUUGUGAACUCAAUCUCAGUAUUCCUUACAAUAAACACAGACAGACUAAAGAACAUCAGCAACGUGUCCUUGAAGUAUAUGGCAACAAUAAAGUCAGUUCUGGGCUUCAGAGAAAGGGUCAUAAGAUGGAAGAAUAUUCUGAGGUACCAGAAUAUGAAGAAAACAAAACAUAUGGUCAGAAUUAUAUUAUUGCUGUAUCUGGUUAUUUUUGCAAGUUAUGUCAUAAAUUCUAUAAUAAUGAGAAUGCUGCGAAAAACACCCAUUGCCAAUCAAAGAGUCACUUCGAAAAAUUUGAGAAAAUCAUCCGUGAAAAGAUUGAAGCUAAGAAAAAGGCGGAAGCUGCUGAAGCUGAAAUGGAGAAAGAUGAAGACAACCCAAACAAUGAGAAUGGAGAAGAAAGAGAAAAUGUUGAUGAUGAACAUAUUGAAGAUGAUGAUGAGGAGGAGGAGGAAGAUGCUUGUAAAGAUGAUGAGGAUGAAGAAAUUAAAGAUGAACGCCUUGAAGCCGACAUGAAAUCAGAUGAAGAAAAUCAAGACUAUGAGGGAGAAUUAGAAAAGACUUUAAUAGAUGAAAGUAAAGAUGAAGAUACUAUUGUAGAUGAGGAUAAUAAUAUUGAAGACUUGGAAGAAGAGCUAGAGGAGGAAGUAAAUGAGGAGGUCGAACAUGAGGAGUGUGAAGAAGUGGAAGAGAGGAAAGAGGAAGAGGAAACUGCUGUGCUUGAUGAACAGAUUGAGAGGGUAGAGGAAGCUGAUGAACGGCCAGCAAUCGAAGAGGAGAUGGAAAGGAAAAAUGAGGUUUUCCCCAUUGAAGGAGAGGAAGAAGUUCCAGUUGUCAGUACAAAAACAAGAAGCCGAAGUAGAAGCCGGGGACGUGGUCGUGGCAAGGGAAAGAAAUAAUUUGCCAUUAUCACCACUACCAUGUCUCCUUUGAAAUAUUCAAGUCAUAACCAUUCAGUCAUUACACAUGCUCAUUUCACGCAUGCACACACACAUACAUACAUACAUACAUACAUAAAUAUACAUAUAUAUAUGUGUGUAUAUAUAUAUAUAUAUAUAGUCUCUUAUACUUCUGUUUAAUAUUUUGUUAGGACUGAGACACAGUUGUGCAUUAUGUUUUGUAAGAAUGUAGAUAGAGAAUAUGUUUCUUUCUUUCAUUGUCUAUUUAAAUUUUUUCUUCUGUUAAAUUUUUUAAAUUUCUUUUUUAUUCUAAUCUUUUUUUUUUCUUUACAUCUAGUCAAACUAGGGUGUUGGGCUUGUUGGGUAGCAGAAGUUUAGUCUUAAAGUGAGCAAUCAUUUUUAGUGGACCUGUAUGAUAUCAAAUUUUUAAUAUAAAGAUCAUAAAAGAAUUAUCACUAAUUGAGACCUACCAUAAAAUUGAUUUUGUUUAUACACACACAUGCUAAUUUUCAGAUUUUAAGAUAGCAACAUAAAUAUUAAAAUGAUAUUACUUUAUGGGUAUUUUCUUAAAAUUCAGCUGACAGAAACACAUAUCAAAUGGAAAUCACUGUUAUUGUAAGAAACAAACUAUUAAUACUAUUACUAAUUAACCCUUUAGUGU